Messenger RNA from Vicia faba (fava bean), 975 nucleotides. NCBI's taxonomy places the organism in Eukaryota, Viridiplantae, Streptophyta, Magnoliopsida, Fabales, Fabaceae. The record is from the annotation of a GenBank genome assembly.
AUGCCAUUAACACCGAGUCCAACUCCGACUCACAAGAAGGUGAAUUUUCUUGUGACUUCACGUUCUGUUGAUGCUGCUCCAAUUGUGGAUAGUGAUAGUAACAAUCUAGGGAAUUUGACCACAAGAGGAAAAUCGUCGAGUGCUAGAAGUAUUAUGCCGAAAUUGAACUUUCCGUAUAAUAGGACUUCAUCAUCUGAUGUUGAAAAGGCGAUAAGUUUGGCUCCGGAAAGUCCUUGUGAGAAGCCUUCUGUCUCUGGAUCAGGAUCAGUGUCUUUGAGUAAGCUGUUUGCUCCUAAGAUUUAUAGAACUUCUUCGCUACCGGUUGAAGAAAUCGGGCGUGUUAAUAAUGAGUUUGCUUUUGGUGGAUGUCUUGGUGCUUCUCCAUAUAGAAGCCAGGGAUCGAUAGCUCGCACUCGUUCAGAGCCGGUAGAUAGCAAAGAAAAAAUCAUAAGGAAAAUGGAUAAGUUUUUCCGCAUUAUUCCUUCCACCCCAGGUGCAAAGGAAGUUAAAGAAUGGUUAAAAGCUUCUGCAGAAAAGGAUACAGAAAAUGGCGGUGAUGACGGUGAAGAUAUAGCUGAAGAGGAAGCUGUGUGUAGGAUUUGUCUGAUUGAGCUAUGUGAAGGAGGUGAGACGCUGAAGAUGGAAUGCAGUUGCAAAGGUGAACUUGCAUUGGCUCACCAAGAAUGCGCUAUCAAGUGGUUCAGUAUCAGGGGUAACAAGACAUGUGAUGUGUGCAAGCAAGAAGUUCAGAAUCUCCCUGUCACUCUCUUACGCAUCCAAAAUGUUCAAACUCAGAAUACCGGAGCAAGGUCUCAGCAGGAAGACGACUUCAGGGUUUGGCAGGAGUUACCUGUGCUUGUCAUUGUCAGCAUGCUUGCUUAUUUCUGUUUCCUUGAGCAGCUUUUGGGAAGUUUGUCGCCAAGACGCCUUGAUACAUAUCCAAAUUUGAUUAGGUUUCUCCUUAGCGGAAAGUGA